Striga hermonthica is the source of this 1365-nucleotide messenger RNA. The record is from the annotation of a GenBank genome assembly. NCBI's taxonomy places the organism in Eukaryota, Viridiplantae, Streptophyta, Magnoliopsida, Lamiales, Orobanchaceae.
AUGGCAACAGAAGCAGCGAAUCCUCCGCCACCUCCCACUGCUGAAGUUGUCGGCAAUGCUUUUGUUGACCAGUAUUAUCACAUCCUUCACCACUCUCCUGAGUUGGUCCACCGAUUUUACCAGGAUGUUAGUGUGUUGAGCCGUCCAGAUCCUAGUGGCCUCAUGACGACCGUGACAACUAUGAAAAGCAUAAACGAAACUAUAUGUUCCUUGGAUUACAAAAAAUACAAGGCUGAGAUAAAGACUGCUGAUGCACAAGAUUCUUAUGAAGAUGGAGUGGUGGUGCAAGUAACUGGGUGCUUGACCGGACCUGACAACUUGAAAAAGAAAUUCACACAGACUUUUUUCCUUGCUCCUCAGGACAAAGGGUACUACGUCUUAAAUGAUAUUCUUCGUUAUGUAGAAGAGAGUGAACCAGAAAUCAGCAUGGAGACAGUUACUGGAGUUCAGUUAACACCAUCUCGUUCUGCUACCCAAGAUCCAGAACCAGCUCAAGUGGUCGGUUCCCCAAAAGUGGACCAUGAAACUUCUCAAGUGGAGGAAGCUGAAAUAUUUGAGGCAAAAAGCAGUGACCUAGUGAUUGAAGAGAGAGAAGCUGGUGAUAAUCAUACAGAUACCUUGAUAGAAGCCGACUCCCAUGUUAAUGGGAAUCAUGUAACUGAGGUUGCAGAUGCAGGUACUUCUUCAUCUCAGGAGGAAACUCCAAAGAAGUCGUAUGCAUCAAUUGUUAGCUCACAGACGAAGAAAGGUCCAACCAAAAUCUACGUUCCUACUACCACAGCCAAAUUAGCUCAGCCCAAAGCUGAGCAACCAAUCAACACAGACACAAAGGAAUCACGCCGUGAAUCAACUUCUGAUAUUCGACCUGAUGAUGUACCAGAAAAUAAAGAUGUCCAGGAUGAAGUUCAGGGCCACUCCAUAUACAUCCGCAAUUUGCCUCUACAUUUUACAGUCACACAGCUUCAAGCUGAAUUUCAGAAAUUUGGAACUAUUAAGCCGAAUGGGGUUCAAGUCAGAAAUAACUGGGUUGGUUUUAGUGCAACUUGUUUUAGUAUUUUGUUCAAUUUGCUGAAUUUUGAAUCUCCAAUGACUAUCGGAGACCGUCAAGCUACAGUCGAGAUAAAGAGAACCACUACUCGAGUUGGCGGUGGGAGGGGUCGGUUUGCUUCUUCACGCGGAGGGUUUCGUAACGAAAACUUCAGAGGCCGGGGUAACUUCAGCAGUGGUCGGGUUUACGGUAGAAAUGGAGAUUUGAGGGGCCGUGGUAACUUUAAUGGUGGACUCAGUGGAGAAGGUGGUUACCAACAAGGCAGAGAAAGGGGUUAUCGCCGUUCGAGCCCGAACCAGAAUUCUUCUUCGACCUGA